AUGCAUCCUCGUAAUCCGUAUAACAAACCUCCUGAUUUUGCUGAACUUGCGAGGCGCUACCCUCCCCUCAGACCACAUGUCUUCAUCAACCAUACAGGAUCAAGUACGAUAAAUUUCAAAAGCCCUCCUGCACAAAAGCGUUUAACAGAAGCACUCCUUCAACUUGACUAUGGCCUUUCAUUAACCCUGCCGGACGAUAGACUCUGCCCUCCAGUUCCAAACAGAUUAAAUUAUGUUCUUUGGCUACAAGACAUAGUGAAAUUCACUUGCGGUUCUGCCACUGUCAGAGGGCUUGACAUUGGCACUGGUGCUUCAGCAAUCUACCCGUUAUUGGCUUGUGGUAUUGAACAUACUUGGAACUUCGUAGCCACUGAUAUCGACGAACAGUCCGUCCAAUUCGCCAAACAAAAUGUCUCUCAAAAUUCUAUGGACAGUCGCAUUGUUGUCGAGCGUGUGCAGGCUGAUGGGCCUAUUCUUCAACCACUGCAUACAAGUCUAAUGGAUUUUGACUUCACCAUGUGUAACCCACCGUUUUAUAGCAGCGCCGAGGACAUUUCGCGCUCAGCCGAAUUCAAGGAGUUUGGUCCGAAUGCAGUUUGCUCCGGAGCAGAAGUGGAGAUGAUAACACCAGGGGGAGAAACAUAUUUUGUUGCUCGGAUUUUCUCAGAAAGCCUACAGUUGAGGACGAAGUGCCGGUGGUACACUUCUAUGCUCGGGAAAAUGUCAUCAAUUCCUGGUCUUGUUUCCCUCUUUCGCGAACAUAGUGUAGACAACUACGCCAUAACAGAGUUUAUUCAGGGUCAAACUCGUCGUUGGGCCAUUGGCUGGUCAUUUCAAGAUGCUAGGCUUCCUGAUAUCUUCGCUCGCGUCUCCAACCCGGCCCUGCAGAAUGUAAUGCCUUCUCGAAACACGCUGCAUCACGCUUUUCCGGGCGCCCGAUCUGCAGACAUUCUGACGAGCGCUUUACGAAACGUUCUCGCACUUAUUAACGGCGUAACGGUUGCAUCUUCGGCUCCGUCUGUGAUUUAUGAUCAUUCUUCUACCAUGCUGAUGCAUGCACGAAGUAACACCUGGUCCCGCGCAGCACGAAGGGGGAAACUUCCAGAAACGGUCCACCCGGAUCAAGAAUUGCCUGUGCUGCGUUGUUCGGUUGAAUGUCGCGAACGAUCAUCUUCUUAUACUUCAAGUGAUGUUGCAUGCGAGCUAUUGUUCACCUGGGUUGAGGGCAAAGAUUGGUUGAUUUUCGAGAGCUUCGCAAGUCAUGUGAGCCGCAAAGUCACUUCUACCCUACAAGAGUUCGGGGAUAUGAUAUGA
Molecule: messenger RNA, 1314 nt
Organism: Suillus subalutaceus
Lineage: Eukaryota; Fungi; Basidiomycota; Agaricomycetes; Boletales; Suillaceae
Product: S-adenosyl-L-methionine dependent methyltransferase
Exons: 11
Coding region: 1-1314 (437 amino acids)
Biological process (GO): rRNA base methylation
Cellular component (GO): nucleus
Molecular function (GO): 23S rRNA (adenine(1618)-N(6))-methyltransferase activity
Source: RefSeq, a predicted model, not a curated record